AUGCCUCAACAAUAUGUAUUCUCAGAUCUGAAAGAGCCCACAAACUUCCGUCUCAUGACAAUUUUUCCUGGCAAUUUCGAAGAAGCCUUACAGUGCACCAUUUCAGAAUGUCAACUGCAAACCUCUUUACCCUACGAAGCGCUUUCGUAUGCGUGGGGCGCCACUGAAGCACUGGAUGAAUGUCAUCCUAUCAUAUCUUUAAACAAAGAAGAAUUUACCAUCUCCUCUACACUAGAACAGGCGCUGCGCAGAUUGCGGAGACUAGAUACGGCACGGGUCAUGUGGAUCGAUAGAGUCUGCAUUGACCAAGAUAACAUUGAUGAGCGCAAUAGACAAGUAGCUAUGAUGCCCGAUAUAUAUCGUGGCGCUGUGAGAGUAAUAGCAUGGGUUGGAGAAAAGUCAUGCGACAGCGACCGUGCCUUAUCAUUUCUAAAAGAGAUGGUUAUGCAUCAUAAAUACACUAUGCGGCAUUGGUGGAUUGAUGGUGCCAGAUUAGGCAGCGAUACGAGUUCCGAGUGCGGUGAAGGAAAACGGGCUGAUUAUACCAACGAAUCAGACGAUGUUAGCUCUAGUAGUUUCGCAGACGACAUCACGCAGCCUAGACUGCCCAGGUUUGACGAACAAGAAACGAGUGAGAUGAAAGGCAUGAGCCGGAGUGACCUCUGGAAACAGAUCACGCUCAACCAAAGGCAACGAGGGCACAUCUUUACGGGCUGUCCAGUACUAUACGACUCCUCAUACAUCCCAUUCUUCAAGAACUCUCGACAGCUAGACUGGGAAGCCGUUGACCAUCUACUCGCAAGGCUAUGGUGGUCGCGCACCUGGGUUGUGCAGGAGGUCUGGCUGGCAAAAGACGCUAUACUCCUAUGUGGUGACUCUUCUCUUAAGUGGAAAACGUUUAAAAAGGCUAUGGAAUACCAAGAGGGAUGGGACGAUAUGGGCUGUUUGGUCCCGAGGCACCAAGAGAAGAGGCUAUUGGGUAGCAGGCUCUCUGAUAUCCUAUGGAACACUUGGGACAGGGAUGCUACAGACCCGAGAGAUAAAGUAUUUGCGAUUUUAGGACUGGUCGGCGAGUACUAUCGCGCUCCUUUACCGAAUAUCGACUAUUCCAAGUCUACCGAGGAAGUAUACCAAGAAAUCGCCUCUCUCAUUAUCACCGAGGAAAACUCUCUGGACAUUCUGCUUGCCGCAUCCGGCUUGACUGGUGGAGCAAAUCUGCCCUCUUGGGUUCCAGACUGGAGACGAAGCGCAAACGAAUGUCGGCCAGCCCUUUUCGUCAAUGCCUCGUUUAUGCGGAUGCAAUGUUAUCACUCUGGCUCGACGGAUGCUGUAUAUUUCCAUGGCCACGGAUAUUCUGCAUCAGGAGCCAUGGAACCGCAUGUGAUAUUUCAUGAUAACCUCAGAAUUUUACAGGUCCGUGCCGUAGUGUUCGACACCAUAGCUGAGGUGUCGACGGACUUUGACAAUGUUUUGAGUGCGGCCAAUAUUGUUGAGCACGCAGAAAGUCUCAUACGUAACUCGCAAACUAGCGGGUCUUUAUCAUCAAAGAGUGCGAUUAGUGACAAAGAUUUGAAGAAAGUCCUCACUGCAGGGUGCUUUAUUGACAACAGAAGUUUGCGAACCGAGAACAUGGUAAUCGAGAAUGUUAUGAGAUCAAGGCGGUUUUUCAUCACGAAUGGCGACCAUCUCUCCAUUGGGCCGUCCAAAUUGCAGAUUGGAGAUGUCAUUUCCAUUAUCGCUGGCUGCAACUUUCCAAUGGUUCUCCGCGCUGUCGGCAGCUACUUCAAAUUGGUCGGAGAGGCUUAUAUUCAAAACCAUAUGACAGGAGAGAUUUUGGAGUGUUAUCCGGUUGAGUCGGCGCACUGGAUCGAUAUCUGUAUAACAUGA
Trichoderma gamsii is the source of this 1887-nucleotide messenger RNA. RefSeq names its product heterokaryon incompatibility protein. The transcript is spliced from 3 exons. Bases 1 to 1887 code for a protein of 628 amino acids. The record is from RefSeq and is a predicted model, not a curated record. Lineage: Eukaryota; Fungi; Ascomycota; Sordariomycetes; Hypocreales; Hypocreaceae.